AUGGUCUUUGGGAUUUCAGUCAUUGAAGCGACUGGCAGUCAAGCUGCACCCAUCACCGGUUCCACUCAUCCUGAAUCUUCAGAUUCAGCCAGUCCAUCACAGUGUGACCCUGUUGAGAUAUGCUCCUUCUUUAAAAAACUAUUAAUUGAAACGGGAGUGCGGAGAAUGUCCCAGGAUCAAGAGUGGCUGCAUCUAGAGCUACUAUGCAAGCAUCUGUAUGAGUCAUCAAAUGCUUCUGAGCGGGCAGAGGCGGAAAAGGCACUGAUCAGCUUUGAGAACUCUGAAGAAUCCCUACCAAAAUGUCAGCUCUUGCUGGAAAGAGGAACUUCCUCUUAUGCUCAGGUUUUGGCAGCUCACACUCUCAACAAGCUGGUAUCCCGUCCAAAUUGUCCUCUGUCCACUUCUCAAAAAGUGGAGAUGAGAAGUUAUAUCCUUCGCUACCUGGCCACAAGACCACAGCUUGCAGCAUAUGUCACUCAGGCUCUUGUUUCCCUAUAUGCUCGAAUUACAAAGCUUGGAUGGUUUGACCGUGAGAAGGAGGAAUUCAUGUUUCGAAAUGUGAUAGGUGAUGUCACCAAUUUUCUCCAAGGAUCUGUGGAUCAUUGUGUGAUGGGUGUACAGCUGCUUUCCACUCUCGUCUGUGAGAUGAAUCAAGUGAGUGAGUGUGAGGCCAAUCGGUCCAUCAGUAAGCAUAGGAAGAUUGCAGCAUCCUUCAGGGACACUCACUUGUUUGAGAUUUUUCAACUCUCCUGUGCACUUCUCCGGUCAGCAUUAGAAAAUUGCAAGAAGCUCUCCUAUAUUGAUGAUUCUCAGCAAAAUUUGAUGCAUCAGCUUUUGAAAUUAGCUCAUAAUUGUCUCACAUUUGACUUCAUUGGGACUUCCAUUGAUGAGAGUUCAGAUGAUUUGUGCACAGUCCAAAUCCCAACUAGUUGGAGGCCAGCAUUCCUCUCCUUCAGUACACUUCAGCUAUUCUUUGAUCUCUACUCUGUUCUUCCUGUAUCAAUAUCACCAAUGGCUUUGUCGUGCCUAGUCCAGCUUGCAUCUGUGAGACGAUCUCUAUUCAACAAUACAGAGAGGGCAAAGUUCCUCAACCAGCUGGUAUCUGGUGUAAAGACUUUGCUUCAGAAUCCUCGGGGGCUUUCAGAUCAUAAUAACUAUCAUGAAUUCUGUCGUCUCUUGGCGAGGCUGAAGACAAACUAUCAGCUGGGGGAACUAGUCACAGUGGAUAAUUAUCCACAGUUCAUUGAGCUGAUAGCAAACUUCACUGUCCAAAGUCUUCAGAUGUGGCAGUUUGCUCCCAACAGUGUUCACUACCUCCUUAGCUUGUGGCAACGAAUGGUGGCCUCUGUGCCUUAUGUGAAGAGCACUGAGCCCCACAUGCUUGAAGUCUACACACCAGAAGUCACCAAAGCCUAUAUCACCUCCAGGCUGGAGUCUGUGCCUGUUGUUCUUCGGGAAGGCCUAGAAGAUCCUCUUGAUGACUGGGGACUUGUGCAGCAGCAGCUAGAUCAACUCUCAACAAUUGGGAGGUGUCAAUAUACAAAAACAGUGACACUUUUGGCACAACUCUUUGACAGCACAGCACAAGAAUUUCAGCAACUCAUUUCUGACCCAUCAAAAGCUUCAUUGCAAGAAGUUCGCAUCAAAGAAGGACAGUUAACAUGGCUGGUGUAUAUCAUUGGGGCAGCUGUUGGUGGUCGAGUGUCCUUUAACACAAGUGAGGAACAUGAUUCCAUGGAUGGAGAAAUAGUUUGUAGGGUGCUUCAGCUCAUGAAUUUGACAGAUUCUCAGUUGUCACAAGGUGGAUCACAACAGCUAGAGCUUGCCAUGCUCAGUUUCAUGGAACAGUUCCGAAAGAUCUAUAUUGGUGAUCAGGUGCAGAAGACACCAAAGGUGUAUAGGAGACUGUCUGAAAACUUGGGUUUGGAGGAUGAAUCUAUGGUUCUCAGUGUCUUCAUUAGGAAGAUCAUCACAAAUCUCCGAUACUGGGGAGCAUGUGAAGCAAUCCUGACACGCACAUUAUCCCUGCUGAAUGACCUCUCAGUAGGCUACAGCAGUGUGAGGAGGUUGGUGAAGCUGGAGGAGGUGCAGUUUCUCCUCUCCCAUCACACACCCACACAUUUCCCCUUCCUCGGGGUGGGGUUGGUUGGGGGAGCAGAAAUGAAGUGUCGGAGCACCUUCUACACUGCCUUAGGGCGACUUCUCAUGGUUGAUCUCGGCGAAGAUGAGGACAAGUUUAUCUCCUUCAUGAUCCCACUUGCCACCAGCUUUGAAAGUGUGGGAAAGUUGGUCCUUGAAGGUGGAGAAGCAGCUGCAUCGAAUGAAAGUGCCAAGAAAGCCCUCAUUGGCCUGGCCAGAGAUCUAAGAGGCCUUGCAUUUGCCUUCAACAACAAAGCAGCCUUUGGCAUGUUCUUUGAUUGGAUGGGAAGCUACCCAACAUAUACACCCAUUUUGGUUCGAGCCCUUGAGAUUUGGUUCACCGAUCCUCAAGUCACAACUCCAAUCCUCAAAUUCUAUGCAGAAUUUGUUGUCAAUCGGUCACAGAGACUGAACUUUGAUGUCUCUUCCCCAAAUGGAAUCUUGCUUUUCAGGGAAGCAAGUAAAGUCAUCUGCACAUAUGGUUCACGGGUGCUCACUCUACCCGAGGUGUCGAAGGACCAGAUGUAUCCUCUAAAAUUGAAGGGGAUAUCCAUUUGUUUCUCACUUUUGAAAGCAUCUCUUAGUGGGAAUUAUGUGAACUUUGGAGUUUUUCGGCUCUAUGGGGAUGAUGCACUUGACAGCGCCUUGCAAAUGUUUGUCAAAUUGCUCCUCUCCAUCCCACAGCAUGACCUCAUGGAUUACCCAAAGCUGAGUCAGACUUACUUCAUGCUGCUGGAGUGUCUUGCUCAGGAUCACAUGGUCUUCCUGGCAAUUUUGGAUCCCCAAGUGAUACUGUAUCUCCUCUCAUCUCUGUCUGAGGGGCUAACUGCACUGGAUACGAUGGUGAGCACGGGUUGCUGUGCAACAUUGGAUCACAUAGUUACUUUUAUGUAUAAACAGAUCUCAAGUAAAGGGAAAAAGCCUGCAGGAAGUCAAGAGAUGCAGAUGGCAAGAGAAGCUGUGAUCAAGCUCUUGGAGUUACAACCAGAGCUCUUCCAAGGAAUGUUAUCCACCGUUCUCAACAUGGUUAUGUAUGAAGAUUGCAGGAACCAAUGGUCCCUCUCCCGACCCCUUCUUGGCCUCAUCCUCCUGCGUCAGCAGUACUUCCAAGAACUGCGGGAGAAGAUCAUCAGUCAGCAGCCUAUGGAGCGCAGGGCUGCCAUGUCUCAGUGCUUCGACAGUCUCAUGGAGGACAUCGAACCCAAUCUCCUCACAAAGAAUAGAGACAAAUUCACCCAGAACCUCUCAGUGUUCAGGCGGGAUAUCACAGACUCGUUGCGUGGCAAUCCGCUCGCGAACACAUCACUGACCAACAACAAUCCCAGUUUAGGGGAGAUGAUGGCCACAUAAUUUGCCGAUCUCUUUGGUCUCCACUCCCUUUUAUCACUGUGAUGAAAAUUCUCUCAUCUUAUGGCUUCUUCUUUGUUUCUCUCUGUCUCCUUCACUCAUUCAUUUGCUUCAAAUGAAUUUUUUUGUUCAGUUGUGCA
Messenger RNA from Darwinula stevensoni, 3626 nucleotides. NCBI's taxonomy places the organism in Eukaryota, Metazoa, Arthropoda, Ostracoda, Podocopida, Darwinulidae. The record is from the annotation of a GenBank genome assembly.